Molecule: messenger RNA, 2565 nt
Organism: Tetranychus urticae (two-spotted spider mite)
Lineage: Eukaryota; Metazoa; Arthropoda; Arachnida; Trombidiformes; Tetranychidae
Gene: rump
Product: heterogeneous nuclear ribonucleoprotein rumpelstiltskin
Cellular component (GO): cytoplasm; ribonucleoprotein complex; nucleus
Molecular function (GO): mRNA binding
Source: RefSeq, a predicted model, not a curated record
CUCUGACUAAGCUGCGCUGUGUGACUAUGAGUCUCUUUUUCUCUCUUCUCUCUUUUCUGCUCUCUUUUUUUCUUACUUUCUAGUUUCUGUCUGUUAUCUUUCUUUCUUUUAUUUUCUUUCGCUCUCUCUGUCUGUUUUCAAAUGUACCAACCUAAAAUGGCCGAUCAAGAUAUUCGGAAUAAUGGUUCUGAUGGUGUAAAUGACAAUAAGAAAGAUAUCAAAGGACGAGGUCGUAGUCCAGCUGGUCGUGGUGCUGGCGGUGGAGGUGGACGUCGUCGAUCACGAUCUCCAAUUGACCGUCAUCGACAAGGAGGAGGAGGAGGUGAGAAUAAAGCAUCUCGCCGAGUGUAUGUUGCAAAUGUUCCCUUCGAUGUAAAAUGGAAUGAUUUAAAAGACUUGUUCAGGGAGAAAGUCGGCAAUGUUGUCUACUGUCAACUCUUUGAAGAUGAAAAAGGCCAAUCAAGAGGCUGUGGACUUGUUGAAUUUCAGGACACUGCAUCUGCACAAAAAGCUAUUGAGACUUUACAUAGACACAAUUUUCGUAAUCGUGAGCUGGUUGUCAAAGAAGAUUUAGAUUGUGAACGGGAUCGAUUUGGUCGAUUAAUAUUACCUGAUGCCAAAAGAGGAGGAGGAGUAGGUGUAGGAAAGGAAAGAGAACGUGAAAUACCUCGUGAAAGAGAUAUCUACGAUAGGCCUCCUGUUGGAUUCAAUCAAGGAGGUAUAAAUUAUAAUACUUUUGGACUAAGUCCGCAGUUUCUCGAAAGCUUGGGGAUCACUGGACCACUAAACAAUAGAAUUUUUGUAGCCAAUCUCGACUUCAAAGUUGGUGAAAAGAAACUUGAAGAAAUAUUCAGACUUUCUGGGAAAGUUUUAAGAGUUCGUCUUUACACCGAUUCAUCAAAUAAUAGUAAAGGACAUGGUACUGUCGAAUUUGAACAUCCUGUUGAGGCUGUGCAAGCUAUUUCUAUGUUUCAUAAUCAAAAACUUUACGGACGUCCGAUGAGUAUAAGAAUGGAUAAAUAUGAAUGUGAAGAAAUGCCAGAGGUUUUACCAUCUAAAUUACCUGCUGGUCUUGAAGGAGUUGGUAAAGGAUUAGGAAUCGGUGGUCAACCUCUCAACAUUGGUAAAAGCUUACUGAAUAACUACAAUUUCGGUAAUGUGGCACCUGUGCAACCACCUCCUCCUCAACAACCUAUUCCUCCACCUAAUACUGGUCUCAAUGCAUUUGGCGGUAUGGCUGGCAUGGCCGGCACCGGUAACAUGUCUCAACUUCCUAUGCCUCAACAAGGCUUAGCCCCUGGAUUAGCAGCAACUCCAUCAGUCCCAUCAGCUCCUUCUUCAUAUGGAAUGCCAGGAGUAGUUAACUCUGGUGACCGAUCCAUGGGUAACAUGGGUCAACCUAUGGUGGGACUUUCUGGUAACCCAGGUGGUCUGCCUAAUUUGGCACCAUCUUCUCAAAAUGUUCUUGCCGCUGCCCAAUCACUUUCAGGACCUUCAUCUAUACCAGGAGUGAAUCCUGCUCUUGGUCUCGGUGCUGGACAACAAGCAGGCCCAGGAGUCGUUGGAGGCAACCCAUCUAACUUAGGAGUAUAUGGUUCUUACGAAAGGGAAUUCCGUGAUGAUAAAUAUCGAGUUCCUCAACCGAUGACAGACACAAUUGUGGUACGAAAUCUCCCUCCUAACUUCAGUUGGCAAAAUCUUAGGGACCGUUUCAAUGAAAUUGGUGAAGUCAGAUAUGCUGAGCUUAAAAAUCGAGGAACUGCUAUUGUUCGCUUCCAUUCAGAAAGAGAUGCCCAAAGAGCUGUUGAUUUGAUGAACGUAUCCUCGUUUACCUGCUACUCGUUACAUGCAACAUGGUUACAAUCAUCAUCAUUUAGAUCAAUCAAAAUUGUUUCCUCCAUCAGGCCAUUCAAAGGAUUAUCGCUGAUCAUGUUAAUGCUUAAUUGUCUUGAUUAUAUACGUUUCAUCUUUUGCUUUAUCGUUUGUAAUAAUUGGCUGACUUCAUAUUUGGCUAUUCCAGACUAAUAUUAGCCGUAUAUAGAAAUAAUUCAUUCAAGUUGAUGGUGGUUUGUUAUCUUACUCUCAUUCACAGUCUAUCAAUGUUAAUUUCACCUCUUUCUCCUCUUCAGCAUCACAUUCUAAUUGUUGAUAUGUAAUUGAUUAGAAAUACUAUUCUCUUACUUCUUUACCUUCUCAUCUUGAUCUUCUUCUCAUUUUGUUUAUGCCUAUGUUUAUCUCUAUUGUCAUUUUUUCUUUGCCAUUCUCAUUGGUACCUUUUUUGUAACUCAGUUUCGUUACAAAUAACCAAAUCAAACGUGUUUCAUGUCAAUUGUAUUUAUUAGCUUACAUUUUGAAAUGAUAUUUUUGCUCCAACUUCAAUUUUUCGUCUGUAUUUUAUCAUUUUUAAGACUAACUCAUUCUCGAGUUUACCCGAUUCUGCUUUUGUUUAUCGCCAAUCUUUUUUUUCUGUGUAUUGAGAAGUAAAAAACUUGCACCUCUUCGAUCCAGUUCAAUAUUGGACUUUCCAAUUUGAAAUCUUCUGCGAUUGAGCCAUUCCAUCAUCAA